Molecule: messenger RNA, 1297 nt
Organism: Phymastichus coffea
Lineage: Eukaryota; Metazoa; Arthropoda; Insecta; Hymenoptera; Eulophidae
Product: ER lumen protein-retaining receptor-like
Exons: 4
Coding region: 116-982 (288 amino acids)
Biological process (GO): endoplasmic reticulum to Golgi vesicle-mediated transport; protein retention in ER lumen
Cellular component (GO): endoplasmic reticulum; membrane; cis-Golgi network
Molecular function (GO): ER lumen protein retrieval receptor activity
Source: RefSeq, a predicted model, not a curated record
CUCUCGUGUAUGGAGGCGCGCUUGAUCGGCAGUGUAGCGCCAUAUUUCCUGGUGAACGCCUCGCGGCGGUGUUCUCGUGAUCGUGCGUCGAAGAAAAAACAUCAGCCACAAAGAAAUGGAUUUAUUCAUAAUGUUCAGCGUCUGCGCUCUUCUCGGUGCUAAAAUAUUACUGCUGGCUAAAAUUCUGUGGACCAAAGAUUGUACCGGUAUCAGCGGGAAAACUCAGCUUCUAUACGCGAUUAUAUUCGCUACCCGAUAUAUCGACGUGAUGCUGAUGUAUAGUCCAAUAAGCGUUUCCUUAACGAAAAUAGGCUUCAUGGCACUGACGUAUUGUACGGUCUUAUCUAUAUUUUUCUUCUACUUCCAAUCGUAUCAAAUAAAGCACGAUAGAUUCAGGAUCGAAUUGCUAACGUUACCGUGCAUAGUGCUGUCGCUUCUGGCGAACAAUGGCUUCGAAAUUGUGGAAGUGUUUUGGGCAUUCAGCAUUUACCUGGAGUCAGUAGCCAUACUUCCACAAGCUUACAUGUGCUCGAGGAUAAAGCACGUGGAAAAUAUCGUCUACUACUAUAUGUCCAUACUGUCGGUCUACAAAGUCUUCCAUUUGAUGGACGGUAUCUAUCGAUUCUACACGAAUCAACAGUACGACCGCAUUACUUUGGCUGCUGGUGUCGUUCAACUAAUGUUCUACUGUGACUUUUUCCUACGGGAUUUGCCACUCAAAAGCGAACUACGCUUACUUGAACAUGCAAAUGACGCGAGUCGGCAGGAAGUACACGUGAGUGUCGUUGACAACAAGUAUUUGAAGGAACAAGAGGCUUUGAGAAGUGCGCAGCAGGUGGCAACGAUCGCCGAUGACGAUGCCAAGUUUAACAAUCUAAAGGAAGUGGUUCUGACGCCCAACACGCUCGUCAAGGACGACAAGGUUGCAAUGUCCUUGGAGCAAAGCGGAAAAGAAACCGGUGAGUCAAUCGUACGAGUUUGAUCAUCUGCUGCGUGUGUUACUCUUCAAAAAUAUCCUAUUGUUGUACUUCAAUCUUUAUUUCCGUAAUUGUCACGAUAAAUUUUAUAGUGAAGAAUAAAUGUACUUUCAACGUAUAUUUGAUUAAACAGUUAAGAUUAUAUCUCACUGUGAUACACUUAGGUAUUCCGUUAUUAUUAUUAACAGAAAUAUCCGUGAUUCUACGUACGAUAAGAGUCUUCAGAAAAAAACAAAAUAUUAAUUCCAAUUUUAUGAUUGUAAAUAUUUUAGAAAUAACAGUGUGUGCAAACGAAUGUAUGUACAUUAAUAAAAUAACAA